Messenger RNA from Glarea lozoyensis ATCC 20868, 471 nucleotides. RefSeq names its product NTF2-like protein. The transcript has 2 exons. The record is from RefSeq and is a predicted model, not a curated record. Lineage: Eukaryota; Fungi; Ascomycota; Leotiomycetes; Helotiales; Helotiaceae. Bases 1 to 471 code for a protein of 156 amino acids.
AUGGCAGAUUUCACUACCCCCCGCGGCCCGCUCCCCCCAUUUACGCACGAAACCGCCCAAAUAAAAGUCAAAUCCGCACAAGAUGCCUGGAACACCAAGAAUCCACACAUCAUAAAAUUCGCGUAUACGCCUGACAGCAUCUGGCGCAACCGUGAUACCUUUUGCAAAGGGACGGAUGAACUUGUGGAGUUUUUGACCAAGAAGUGGGAGGUGGAGAAUGGGUAUCGGUUGAGGAAGGAAUUGUUUGCUUUUACUGAUAAUAAGAUUGCAGUGCAGUUCUGGUAUGAAUGGUAUGAUGCGAAUGGCCAAUGGUGGAGGACCUAUGGACUUGAGGAUUGGACUUUUGCGGAGGAUGGGAGGAUGAGGAAGAGGAUGAUGAGUGGGAAUGAUGUGAAGAUUUCUGAUCAGGAGAGGUGGUUUAUGGAGGGUGUGGAUGUCAAUGAGGUUGAGAUUUCGGAGAAGCAUUGGUGA